This is a messenger RNA of Fusarium subglutinans, 1986 nucleotides long. RefSeq names its product e3 ubiquitin ligase CCNB1IP1. Gene Ontology annotation, cellular component: synaptonemal complex. The record is from RefSeq and is a predicted model, not a curated record. Lineage: Eukaryota; Fungi; Ascomycota; Sordariomycetes; Hypocreales; Nectriaceae. The transcript has 5 exons. Gene Ontology annotation, molecular function: ubiquitin protein ligase activity. Bases 1 to 1986 code for a protein of 661 amino acids. Gene Ontology annotation, biological process: reciprocal meiotic recombination.
AUGGAGCACGCACUCACAUGCAAUAACCUCAAAUGUCGAAGAGAGCUGAGCGAACGUGCACUUGUGACGACAUGCAGCCAUAUCUUCUGCAUGGAUUGCGCCCAGCGACUCGGCGUCAACGGACAGGAAGCUGGUCGUCGCAAUACAUGCCCUGCCUGCCACUCGCAACUAACCAAUCCGGACGACGCCGUGAUUACGAACCUGAAUCCAAGUGAAGACUACAAGACCAGUGUCCUAAGCGGACUGAGCCCCAACGUUAUCAUGGAAUGUGCCGGCCGGGCUCUCAGCUUCUGGGCUUACCAGACCACCCAAGACAUCUAUUACCAGCAGUAUUUAUACAAAACCCUGACCGAAAAGUACUCAAGUCUCAGUGUCCGCCUCGAGAAGACCGUAAACGAUGCUAACUCGGAGAUCGAGGGUCUUCACCACAAGUUGUCAAGUCUAGCAGCAGAUCAGGAUGCUCUGCGGCGCAAGAAUGAAGAAAUCUCCCGGGCUUACAAAGACAAAAGUCGUAAGGUCCAGCAGUUACAAGAACUCUACGAAAAAGUCAAGAGGAAGGCUGAGCUUGGUCAGAUUCAGAGGGCAGCAUCGGAUGCUGUUGACUCAACCUUACAAACAACCCAGAUGGACUCAGGAUAUGAAGUUCACUUGCCUACACAAAGCCAUGCUGAAAGUAUCCCUCCGCCAGCCUUUAGCCAGAGUCAUCGCAUUGAUAUCUCGGGACUGAAUACCGGCCUCUCACGAAACUAUACAAAUAUAACAAGAGAAGGAAACCAUUGGCCACGACUGGGAGGGUCAUCCCAUCGCGAUACAUCAGAAGCACCUGUUGGUGGCCUCCGCCGAUCUGGCAUCAACACAACAUCCGUGCAUCAAACGACAACAUUGCCAACUCUCGCAGGAACCCCAAUUCCUAGUUUUGGCGGUACAAGGCAGUCUACAAUCGCGUUUGCUCCAGGCUUCAGUCAUCAUCGGGGUAGCCUGGCAGGUGUUGGACUAACAUCCGGCAUCAAAGUGAUUAACAUGCAAGACAGCUUCAUCGCUAAGAUUAAAUGGCAUACCCAAUCGGCACUGGGUUUGCCGUCAUCUGAGCCAUCGGGCUCGCGAGAUGGCGGUAAACCUGUGCGAAUAUUCGCGCGCAUCAGGGAAAAAACAAGGGAAUGGCACAAGCUGAGAAGGGUUGGGGGUAAACCCCAGAACCUACGGGCACAAUAUCUGGCUGAACAAGCCAAGAUGCAAGGUAUGGUUUCGCCCCCAAACACCAUAUCGCGUCUCGCCAUGGAACUGCAACGGUUUCCCCCUUUACCGGCGGAGCUACCAGGUGACAACACAGAUACAUAUUCCAGGGCGAGAAUUGAGCGAGGUCAGUCAGCGCAGCAGCAGCAGCAGCAGCAGCAUGAAGCCCCUGUCUCUCGUCCAGUUCCUACCACUGAUGACUCUCAUCAACCCGGAGAAAACGACAAAUUCAUUGUUGUUUCUGAUCCGGUACUCGACAAUGCGAAGGACUCUGGUCACCAAUAUAAAGACACGCCUCAUGCACAGAGAAACAGAAUUGUUGAAUAUGAGCAGGAUCUAAGGAUACUAUCGGAUGAGCCAUGUAUUCCUCGACCUCGGAUAGGUCCAGGUCAUGUCGUCCAAGAUGAUAAAGAAAUUCUUCAUCUCGAGACGCGCAUACAGACGAUCCGGAGAGAUUGCGAACAGCUAUCAGAAAUCAGAACGGAGCUAGAGCGCCAAAUCCUGGUAGCGAAAGAGUUUGCCUUCAAGCUGUACUGCCAGACACAUGAAUGGGAGUAUCGGAGUCCAAUUCUACAAGAACCUGUUCCCCUACUGCAGGUAUUGAAAGGACUUCAAACUAUCAUGAUGUGGCUACAAGCCCGCGUUCAGUGGUAUGAAAGAAAGCACCCUGCGAUUCGUGAGCACUACAACAUGGGUAUGAAAUUGCAAAACAAGACUUCUGAGUUGGUGAGGCUGGAGGAUAGCGAUAUUUAA